AUGGUGUCUUCCAAUGGUCGGUCCUUGGGUUGGCUCUUAUUAUUGCCAGUGUUCAUGGCAUUGAUAUAUUUAAAAUCCCCCGGAAAUUAUGAUAGCAACCAUAAACCAAUAAUAACCCAGUCCUCAUCAUCACCUGUGAAAAUAAUCGACAACUCUGCAAGGGCCGAGGAAUAUGAAUCAUUGGGACUCACCAAUUCACCGUCGAUUGAAAUUGAGCUUCCAAACAACAUGAGAAAAACCAUCCAUGGACGGUUCUUGCACAUUACCGACAUGCAUCCUGACUUUUUCUAUAAAGAGUCAACUUCAAUCGGCACCGCUUGCCAUCUGGGUCAUGGAAAUGCUUCGUUUUAUGGGGAUGCCAUGAUGGGCUGUGACUCUCCUUAUGCGCUCGUGAAGGAGACAUUGGAUUGGAUCGAAGCUAACCUCAAGGAUAAGAUUGAUUUUGUCAUUUGGACCGGUGACAAUGUACGUCAUGAUAAUGACCGGGCCUAUCCACGUACUGAGGACCAAAUUUUUGAUGUCAAUGAAAAUAUCAGCAGUUUGAUGACCCUCAAGUUCAAAGGAGAGGACUCGUUGGAUCCAAGAGCGUUCCAAGUCCCGUUGGUGCCAAGUCUUGGAAAUAAUGAUGUGUAUCCUCAUAACUUAUUUGCUUUGGGACCAACUUUACAAAGUCGAUUACUUUAUAGAACUUGGCUGAGUUACAUUCCUCAAGACCAGGCGCAUGUAUUUGAAAAAACCGCUUGCUUUCUUUCAGAAGUCAUUCCUGGAAAGCUUGCAGUUCUUUCGAUCAACACGUUAUAUCUUUUUAAGAGCAAUCCUUUGGUUGACAAUUGCGAUAAAAAGAAACAACCAGGAUAUACCUUAUUUGUUUGGCUAGGAUAUACUCUAAAGGAGUUACGUCGCAGAGGAAUGAAGGUCUGGCUCUCGGGACACGUUCCUCCAGUGCCUAAGAAUUUUGAUAUCACUUGCUACAGAAAGUACAUUCUAUGGCUCUACGAAUAUCGGGAUAUUAUCAUUGGGGGUGUGUACGGCCAUAUGAAUCUUGAUCAUUUUGUACCUUUGGACGCGGUUGCUGCAUACCAGUCUUUAAAAAAAGAUACGCCGAUGCCAGGAUUUCAAGAUCUUGUUAGCGCUUUUCAAGAGUUAGAUGAGGAUGAUGAAGAUGGAUAUAUUUCACUUACUGAGCUCUAUUCGGCAUUUGGGAUUGAUGAUUCUCAUGGUGCAGCUGCCGCCAAAUUGUCUUCGGAACUUCAUGCGCUUGGUGCGUCUCCAGGGUCGAACAAAGUUAGUUAUAUGGACACGGUGAAUGAUAUAUUCUAUUCUUCUGUUAUUUCCAGCUCACAAGGGGUAAGCCAGGAAAGCGAUAAGAAGAACAACAAGAAGGACAAAAAGAAGAAGAACAAAAAGAAGAAGAAGAAGGAAUAUAAUGAUGGGACAAGAUACCUGGUCAUUCAUGUUGCAGGAAGUGUUAUCCCUACGUUCAACCCAGCGUUUAGAGUUUGGGAAUAUAAUGUCACCAACUUUGCUGAAGAAGCUGCUAAUAUUCAUACUGCAUCGUUUGAACCAUGGGAUGAUUUCUUUUAUGGCUUGGAACGAAAAAUCGAUGCAAUUGUUGGCUCAGAGGAAGAUGAGUACACCCAGGAAUAUUUGGAAAUUUUUAGUUUGCGCAAUGGAUUUGGGGCGAAAUCAGAUAAAUCGCUCCCUCCAAAAAUGCCAUCGGGUACUGGUCUUGGACCGGCGUUUGUUCCUCAAACAUUUACUCCUACGAAAUUCAGUCAAUUUUAUUUGGAUCUCGAAGCAGUUAACUCUGGUAAAAAAGAGUUUAGAUAUGAAGUUGAGUACACCAGUGAAAGCGAACCUUAUUCCAUGAAGUCUUUGCUUGCGAAUGACUGGGUUGAAUUGGCCAGAGAGUUGGCAAAAAAGAAGAAGGCUUGGAAUACAUAUUUACACAGAACAUUUGUGAGCACAAAUUACGAAGAAAUAAGGGCUUAG
Molecule: messenger RNA, 1992 nt
Organism: Saccharomycopsis crataegensis
Lineage: Eukaryota; Fungi; Ascomycota; Saccharomycetes; Ascoideales; Saccharomycopsidaceae
Gene: PPN1
Product: endopolyphosphatase
Exons: 1
Coding region: 1-1992 (663 amino acids)
Biological process (GO): polyphosphate catabolic process
Cellular component (GO): fungal-type vacuole; membrane
Molecular function (GO): phosphoric diester hydrolase activity; exopolyphosphatase activity; endopolyphosphatase activity
Source: RefSeq, a predicted model, not a curated record